AUGAUUUCAUAUCAUCUUGUAAAUGAAUCUAUUAGGACUGAAGAUGUUAUUGUUGAUGAAACUAAUAAAAGAUAUAUCUUCAAGUAUCCAUGUACAUCAAAUAGUGAAUGUACAGAUUAUUUUGUUAGUUUACCUGCAGGUGUGUACAAAUUUGAGUUGUAUGGUGCCUCAGGAGGAGCAACUGAAGGAAAAGUUUCGACUUUCAUUGAUUCGAAUGGAAAUUGCACGAGUCAAGAGAUUGUAACUGCAUUCGGCGGAAACACAGAAUGCAAGAAAAAGAAUAGUCGAGGAGGCUCUGGCGGUUAUAUCUCAGGAACAAUAAUACUUUCUAAGCGAACAACCACUUUUUUUACAAUCGGCGGUCGCGGAAUCUAUACAUACAAAAUUACAGAGGAACAAACAGAGCGAUGCUAUAUCCAAGAAAAUAUGGUUGCUGGAGGAUAUGGCGGUGGCGGAUACGCAGCUAAUUGGUAUCGAAAUGAAGUUGAUAAUGGCUCAGGGAGCGGAGGCGGCCAAACAUGUGUCAAAUUUGAGAAGAACGAUCUCUGGCAUCGCGUUAUUGUAAGCGGCGGCGGUGGUGGCUCAGACAAUAGUGCUAGCGUGAAUACUGAGUUUCGAGGUCCAGAUGAUGGCUCAGGA
Trichomonas vaginalis G3 is the source of this 639-nucleotide messenger RNA. Its product is annotated as glycine-rich protein family. Lineage: Eukaryota; Parabasalia; Trichomonadida; Trichomonadidae. The transcript has a single exon. The annotation marks the transcript as partial. The record is from RefSeq and is a predicted model, not a curated record.